GUGGUAAAACAGAGUAAAUGGACAGAUUCUCCCGAAGGAAAGGAGCGAACCGGUGAGUUGAGGGGGAGUCCGGCGACUGUGAUGGUGUUGGUGGAGCGGUGGCGCACUGAGCUUUGAACCCAGCCCCCCCCUUCCCCCCCCAACACCCCCCGCGAUCGGUGCUCGGACACAAGGAAGCCCCGGCGAAGUGCAGCGCGCGCGAUGGAGCGCUUAAUCCGGGAUGUGAUCAUCAGCAGCAUCAUCAUCAGCAUCAUCGGGUCAGUGUUCACCUCCGCACAGCUCCAGGAAAAUUCCACAACAGCCCCAGUAAAAUAUCCCUUGGCGGCGGCUGUUCGCUCUCACUUCGACGACUGUCCGCGUUCCCACGAGCAGUUCUGUUUCCACGGAACGUGCCGUUUCCUGGUGCAGGAGGAGACUCCGGCCUGUGUGUGUCACGCGGGAUUUGUGGGGAUGCGAUGCGAACAUGCCGACUUGCUGGCUGUGGUGGCCACCAAUCAGAAGCAGCAGCCAGUGGCCACCCUGCUGGUGCUCUGUGUGGUCGGCAGUGUGAUGCUCAUCCUCUUCUGCACCAUCUUGCACUGUUGCCGACGGCGGGGUCGCUGUGUGCUGGACUCGUUUCUGUCCUGUUGUGCUGACAAACCCAGCACUUUCCUGAAGGGCGGUGCCUCCUGCUGUCAUUCUGAAACAGUGGUUUAAGAGGAGGCCUUCAGCUUUUAUCCCCCCCGACAAUGCAACUGUCCCAGUCUCGUCCAGCAGCCCCUUCUCGCAUCCCCCUGAAGCAGCACUACUGGUUUUGCAGAAAUUUCUAUGGAUGUAGCGACUCUUGAGAAGCCCCGGCCAUAAAAGACUGAGCUGAAUAUAGAUUAGAGUCAGCUUCUCAUGUUGGUAGAAAGGAAAAAGUUGACAAAAGAGAGGAAGUGGAUGUUUAUCAAAGUUUUCAAAUUCCCAAGGAUUUUUUUUUUUUUUUUAAAUUUACAGUCACAGUCAACAUGAAUAGUUCUUCCGAUUAUCGUGGCGCUUGAACCUCAGGCCGGUGGAGCUUUUUCCUUGAAAAGAAGAGUUGUGGUGGCAGUCUUGGAGAGUGCAGAAGAAUGAAGAGGCGCCCAGCCUGCAUUGAGAAUCGCUCAAGUGGCCUGCCGUCUUUUUUUUUUUUUUUUUGACGCGAUCGAAACAAAGGGAAAGUCAAGCAGUUCGGCUGGACCGCGUCUGAAAAGACGACUGUUUUGGAGUUUGUAGCGUUUCAAAGAAUUGCUUCAUAUAACAGAGACCACCUCUGGUCUGCAGCACUAUGGCUCGGUCUGCAGGGAGGAGAACUUCUUUAAAAUGCAAGCGGCAAAAGCCCCUUAAAUCCCGCUGUCGCCCCAUCGCAGAAAUGUCUUCCUCGAUAGGAGGAGGUUUCUGUGUUUUACACACCCGUCUCACCAGUGACUGGUUAAAGUAUCGAAAUUGCACAGAUUGAUUAAUUUUGUGGCACGAAGGACAGGAAGAGGACUUGCACCUAACUGUUAGUUCACACCUCGUUGUCACGCAGGUUGCGAGGGGCUGAAAAACGCCUCUCUGACGGCUACUGAUGCAAAUAAUUGCAAGGAUGCGAGAAACUUUAGAAACUCCCCGUUCGGCUUCAGUAAAGUGCACUUUUACGUGUGUAUCGUUCCAAAAUAUCGCCAGCUCUGUAGGACUGAACACUUUGGAAACCUGACUCUCGGGACCCAAAUAGCUGAUAGAGAAGGUGCCCAGUGCUUAUUGCUCUGUCGUCUGAAGUACAGUACUUGCCAAUGAAUUUACCAUGAUUGGGAAAGUUGAGGCUGACGGAAGGGUACCGGACCGCUGACCUUGGUCCUCUUCACACGACGUGAUCUUUCACGCACUUUUCUUGCCCACGCGCUCCAGCAGGACAGAUUCAUUGCGGUUCGAGAAGAUCUCCGUAUUCGUCCUGGACGUUGGGCGGAAGACGUGUUUGGUGCCACCGGGGCCGAUGUGUUUAGAUCAGCUAACUGACUAAUCCGAAGCCAUGAGCUGAUUUAAUUUAGCUUGCUAAAAGUUUAGAAACACUUGACCGUUUUGACCAACACUUGACUGUUGUUUGCACUCCAGGGUCAUGAUUACUGGACAAACGGUUUAAAAAAAAGUCACAUUUACUCUUGCGAUGAACACCUGCACAAACUGACUUUUUUUUAAUAACGUCGUCUCAUCUAAAUCCAUCUUUGCAAUGUUCCUUUCGUCACGUUUACGGCUGCGGGAGUAUCACGACCACUUUGACCGUGGAAUCGACCACAGAGUGUUCGUCACCAGUGUCACACUGCUGUGUUUCUGUGCACUAGUGCCACGCCGCCACCCUUUCUCAUGUACGUAGUUUUAAUGUAUUAUUUAUAGCAGCAGCAUUAUUUUAAUUGGUACGUUGCAAUGUGGUUUAUGGGUGGGACGCAGACGGGGGGAUUCGAACAUGAGCGCCGCCGUUAAGAGGCUCUUUGUGUCCAAAUAAGCGGUCGAGCUGUUGAGCGCAGGGCAGAGCCCCACAGAGCUCAUGUUGGUUCUUGCUUUAUUGGCGCUUUAAUUCAAAGGCGAAAAACGGCUUCGGGUUCUUUUGAGAUUGAUCUCGUGAACCGGCUUUCCUGCAGGUUUUUUUUUUCUUAAAUUGAAAACAAAAUACCUUGGUAAAAUUACACCUGCUACAGUCAUGUAGAGAACUUUACUGGAGCUGAGCUCACCAGAUGGGGGUCGCUUUGUCUCCAAUGGCUCAUUUGCAGCAGAUAGAAUUUGUGCAAUUUUAAUGCAUCAAGCAUGAAAAUGUGUUAAAUCUUCUUAAAGAAUCCUUUGAGUAGCGAUGCGUUUACACCUGUGUGAUGCAGUACUUUACUCGUGGAAACAAUCGUCUCAAAGCGCCGCUCAACUUUUCUCUUAAACUGUUGAAAUUUGCUGUAAAAUUGGUGCUAAUAACCAGAGUGCCAUCAAACGGGGUUUUCUCGAUCCCUGUGAACGGUGCACUUCAUCACUCUCACUUCCAGCAAUAAACAUGUUACACCGAUUAGAGCAGCAGUUUUAAGCGCUUUGGUAGGAGAAGAAUUGAUCGUUACGCGAACGAAACUGUGGCUCUUCCAGUUGUCUCAACAGUAAAACAUGGUGAAGUACUGUGGGCUUCCCGCUCGAAGGCCGUUUCGUCGUGUGUAACGUGCAGGUUGGACACACGGCACGGUGCGUGUCCUUUGACGCAGGGCAUCAUGAGAAGUACAAGCGCUGUAAACGAUGGUAAUUUUUGAGGUGAAGACGGUGGGAAAAGUAGAGGGAUCAUAAAUGUGCGACACACCUUCGAAGUGUCCGGUUACUUUCUGUCCUGUAGACUAGAGUAAAUUCUGCCUUAUUUACCAGCUGUGUGGAGCCUCUGCUCAGCAUUCCUUUAGCCUCCAAAGUGAAGAACCUGCCGGAAAGUUCUGGGAUCGAAAGCGGUCUCGUGUUCGAAAGCAUCGGCGCUGCUUCUUGGGUUUUUGGUCUCAUCUCCCCCAGCGCCUGCUUUAGGGUCGCUCUGCCCCCACCCCCCUGCUUUUCUGUGCU
Messenger RNA from Scleropages formosus (Asian bonytongue), 3549 nucleotides. It is a transcript of the gene tgfa, whose product is annotated as transforming growth factor, alpha. Gene Ontology annotation, molecular function: growth factor activity; epidermal growth factor receptor binding. Bases 202 to 696 code for a protein of 164 amino acids. Gene Ontology annotation, biological process: epidermal growth factor receptor signaling pathway; positive regulation of mitotic nuclear division; positive regulation of cell population proliferation. The transcript has 6 exons. The record is from RefSeq and is a predicted model, not a curated record. Lineage: Eukaryota; Metazoa; Chordata; Actinopteri; Osteoglossiformes; Osteoglossidae.